AUGGGGAGCAUCCGAUUGUGUUAUCCAGUGUCCAUGGGGAGUGUUAGCAGGGCCCAGGAAGCAAGUCCAAGUACAGCCUUCCUGGCAUACAUCACCCCAAUAACACACUGGGACCUUCUCAUCGACCUCAGACUCCUCAUAAGCCCUUUGCUGGCCAGGGUGGCUCUGCAGAUCGCUCCUCCAUGUACCAGUGAGCGGCAUUAUGAGCAUCUGGGACGGUGCUGUAACAAAUGUGAACCAGGAAAGUACAUGUCUUCUAAAUGCACUACUACCUCUGACAGUGUAUGUCUGCCCUGUGGCCCGGAUGAAUACUUGGAUACCUGGAAUGAGGAAGAUAAAUGCUUGCUGCAUAAAGUUUGUGAUACAGGCAAGGCCCUGGUGGCCGUGGACGCCGGCAACAGCACGGCCCCCCGGCGCUGCGCCUGCACGGCUGGGUACCACUGGAGCCAGGACUGCGAGUGCUGCCGCCGCAACACCGAGUGCGCGCCGGGCCUGGGCGCCCAGCACCCGUUGCAGCUCAACAAGGACACGGUGUGCAAACCUUGCCUCGCAGGCUACUUCUCAGACGCCUUCUCCUCCACGGACAAAUGCAGACCCUGGACCAACUGUACCUCCCUUGGAAAGACGGUAGAACAUCAUGGGACGGAGAAAUCCGAUGUGGUUUGCAGUUCUUCUCUGCCAUCUAGAAAACCACCAAAUGAACCCCAGGUUUACUUGCCCGGUUUAAUAAUUCUGCUUCUUUUCACAUCUGUGGCCCUAGUGGCUGCCAUCAUCUUUGGCGUUUGCUAUAGGAAAAAAGGGAAAGCACUCACAGCUAAUUUGUGGCACUGGAUCAAUGAGGCUUGUGGCCGCCUAAGUGGAGAUAAGGAGUCCUCAGGCGACAGUUGUGUCAGUCCACACACGGCAGCCUUUGGUCAGCAGGGAGUGUGUGAAGGUGUCUUACUGCUGACUCUGGAGGAGAAGACAUUUCCAGAAGAUACGUGCUACCCAGAUCAAGGUGGUGUCUGUCAGGGCACGUGUGUAGGAGGUGGUCCCUACGCACAAGGCGAAGAUGCCAGGAUACUCUCAUUGGUCAGCGAGACCGAGACAGAGGAAGACCGCUUCAGACAGAUGCCCACGGAAGAUGAAUACAUGGACAGGCCCUCCCAGCCCGCAGACCGUUUACUGUUCCUCACUGAGCCUGGAAGCAAAUCCACACCUCCUUUCUCUGAACCCCUGGAGGUAGGGGAGAAUGACAGUUUAAGCCAGUGCUUCACAGGGACACAGAGCACAGUGGGUUCAGAAAGCUGCAGCUGCACUGAGCCCCUGUGCGGGACUGAUUGGAUUCCCAUGUCCUCUGAAAACUACUUACAAAAAGAGGUGGACGGUGGCCAUUGCCCGCACUGGGCAGCCAGUCCCAGCCCUAACUGGGCAGAUGUCUGCACAGGCUGCCGGAACCCCCCUGGGGAGGACUGUGAACCCCUCGUGGGUUCCCCGAAACAUGGACCCUUGCCCCAGUGUGCCUAUGGCAUGGGCCUUCCCCAUGAAGAAGCAGCCGGCAGGACAGAGGCCAGAGACCAGCCCGAGAACGGGACUGAUGGGAGGCUCCCAAGCUCGGCAAGGGCAGGCGCCGGGUCUGGAAGCUCCCCUGGUGGCCAGGCCCCUGCAUCUGGAAAUGUGACUGGAAACAGUAACUCCACGUUCAUCUCCAGUGGGCAGGUGAUGAACUUCAAGGGCGACAUCAUUGUGGUCUACGUCAGUCAGACCUCGCAGGAGGGCGCUGCGGCGGCGGCGGAGCCCGUGGGCCGCCCGGUGCAGGAGGAGACCCUGGCGCGCCGCGACUCCUUCGCGGGGAACGGCCCGCGCUUCCCGGACCAGUGCGGCGGCCCCGAGGGGCUGCGGGAGCCGGAGAAGGCCUCGCGGCCGGUGCAGGAGGAGGGCGGGGCCAAGGCUUGAGCGCCCCCCAUGGC
Molecule: messenger RNA, 1949 nt
Organism: Mandrillus leucophaeus (drill)
Lineage: Eukaryota; Metazoa; Chordata; Mammalia; Primates; Cercopithecidae
Gene: TNFRSF11A
Product: tumor necrosis factor receptor superfamily, member 11a, NFKB activator
Exons: 10
Coding region: 1-1935 (644 amino acids)
Biological process (GO): response to interleukin-1; multinuclear osteoclast differentiation; ossification
Cellular component (GO): external side of plasma membrane
Molecular function (GO): cytokine binding; tumor necrosis factor receptor activity
Source: RefSeq, a predicted model, not a curated record